UGGUUUGGCGCUGCGUCUGGACCGACCUGGAGCGCAGAGGCGGGGCUUUGCAGACGGUCUGCGGCUGACACAGGCUCCCGGGCCGCCGGAGCGCUCACUGCACUCCGGGCGCGCUCUCUGUUCUUCCGCAGCCCGGAGGCUUCCCACUGCAGCCGGCGCCCUAAGGUCAGUGCCCAGGAAGCCAUGGCGAAGUCCAGGGGCCGCCUCUACCUUUGGAUGUGCUUGGCUGCAGCGCUGGCAUCUUUCCUGGCGGGAUUCAUGGUGGGCUGGUUCAUUAAACCAAUCAAAGAAACAGCCACUUCACUGCGCUAUCAUCAGAGUAUACGGUGGAAACUGGUAUCCGAGAUGAAAGCUGAAAAUAUUAAAUCAUUUCUUCGUUCUUUUACAAAGCUUCCUCAUCUGGCAGGAACAGAACAAAAUUUACUGCUUGCCAAGAAAAUCCAAACCCAGUGGAAGAAAUUUGGACUGGAUUCAGCCAAGUUGGUUCAUUAUGAUGUUCUCCUAUCUUACCCUAAUGAGACAAAUGCCAACUAUAUAUCAGUCAUGGAUGAACAUGGAGUUGAGAUUUUCAAAACAUCAUACCUUGAACCGCCACCAGAUGGAUAUGAGAAUGUUACAAAUAUUGUACCGCCAUAUAACGCUUUCUCAGCCCAAGGCACACCAGAGGGAGAUCUUAUAUAUGUGAACUAUGCUCGAACUGAAGAUUUUUUCAAACUGGAAAGAGAGAUGAGCAUUAACUGCACUGGAAAGAUUGUUAUUGCAAGAUACGGGAAAAUCUUCAGAGGAAAUAAAGUUAAAAAUGCCAUGUUAGCAGGGGCCAUAGGAAUCAUCUUGUACUCAGAUCCAGCUGACUACUUUGCCCUGGGUACAGCGUAUCCUAAAGGAUGGAAUCUUCCUGGCACUGCAGCCCAGAGAGGGAAUGUGUUAAAUUUGAAUGGUGCUGGUGAUCCCCUCACUCCAGGCUAUCCAGCUAAAGAGUACACCUUUAGACUUGAUGUUGAAGAAGGAGUGGGAAUCCCCAAAAUCCCUGUGCAUCCCAUUGGAUAUAAUGAUGCCGAAAUAUUAUUACGCCAUAUAGGAGGAAGCGCUCCACCAGAUGAGAGCUGGAAGGGGAGUCUUAAUGUGGAUUACAAUAUCGGGCCUGGCUUCACAGGGCAUGAUUCUUUCCGGAAGGUUAGAAUGCAUGUUCAUAACACCAAUAAAAUUACGAGAAUUUACAAUGUAAUUGGAACCAUCAGAGGAUCUGUGGAACCUGACAGGUAUGUUAUUCUGGGAGGUCAUCGGGACUCCUGGGUGUUUGGAGCUAUUGACCCAACCAGUGGGACUGCUGUUUUGCAAGAAAUUGUCCAGAGUUUUGGAAAACUGAUGAGUAAAGGCUGGAAACCUAGAAGGACUAUUAUUUUUGCCAGCUGGGAUGCAGAAGAAUUUGGACUGCUGGGUUCCACAGAAUGGGCUGAGGAGAAUGCGAAAACACUCCAGGAGAGAAGCAUUGCUUAUAUCAACUCAGAUUCAUCUAUAGAAGGCAAUUAUACUCUGAGAGUUGACUGUACGCCCCUUCUUUACCAAUUAGUAUAUCAACUGACAAAAGAGAUCUCCAGCCCCGAUGAUGGUUUUGAGAAUAAAUCUCUUUAUGAAAGCUGGUUGGAAAAGGACCCUUCGUCUGAAAAUAAAAAUUUUCCUAGAAUCAAUAAGCUGGGAUCUGGAAGUGAUUUUGAAGCUUAUUUUCAGAGACUUGGAAUUGCUUCGGGCAGAGCCCGUUACACUAAGAAUAGGAAAACAGAUAAGUACAGCAGCUACCCAGUAUACCAUACAAUUUACGAGACGUUUGAAUUGGUAGAGAAUUUCUAUGACCCAACAUUUAAAAAACAGCUUUCUGUGGCUCAGUUACGAGGAGCCCUGGUUUAUGAGCUUGCAGACUCUAAAAUCAUUCCUUUCAAUAUUCAAGACUAUGCAAAAGCUUUAAAAAACUAUGCAACAAGUAUCUACAAUUUAUCCAAGAAACAUGACCAACAGCUGAGAGACCAUGGAGUAUCAUUUGAUUCCCUGUUUUCUGCUGUGAAAAACUUCUCAGAGGCUGCUUCAGAUUUUCACAGAAGACUUACCCAAGUUGAUCUUAACGAUCCCAUUGCAGUGAGAAUCAUGAAUGACCAGUUGAUGCUCCUGGAAAGAGCAUUCAUCGACCCCCUUGGUUUGCCAGGGAGGCAGUUCUAUAGGUAAGGAAGCAACAGGUGUCUCACUAAAGGACACCAAAUACCUCACUGACCCAAACCAGCCUCCCUAAGGUCAGCUUUAAACUACUGCCAUCAGGUGAAUGGAAGGUGAAUAUGUAUACUGAGAGGAACGUGGGUAAGAUUAUACAUAACA
Equus caballus (horse) is the source of this 2364-nucleotide messenger RNA. The record is from RefSeq and is a predicted model, not a curated record. NCBI's taxonomy places the organism in Eukaryota, Metazoa, Chordata, Mammalia, Perissodactyla, Equidae.